AUGAGGAUCAGAGCUAUAUUAAAGCUGGAAAAUGGGAAGUUCAUCAUCAAGAUUUAUAUUCGAAACUGGAUACCUAAUUUUCGCCUAGAAUAUCAUCGUACUUCUUGUGCCAACAUUUGGGUUCAUCUUCCUGGGCUGAGCUUGGAGUACUGGGAUGAACAAACACUUUUCACAAUUUGUGAGGCUUUGGGUACUCCUGUUAAAGUGGAUGAAGCUACCUUAAAUUUUGAAAGUCAUCUUCAGUCUGAAUGCAGAGUUAAGAAGGUAGCACAAGAAGCAAGUAAUCAACAAAAUAACAGUAACUCUCCGCUAUUUGGUUCUACGUCAAUGAAGAGUCAGGACAAAUAUGAUUCUAAACAAAUACAUGAAGAAGAUAAAGGCAUUAAUUCUACAAAGUCUACAUCACCUAAGUCUCAUUAUGUUCCAACUACUACUUGGUCCAAAGUAAUUCAGAAACCUGCAGCAACUAAUGCAACUACUUCUUCUAGUAUAUCAACAAAUGCAGUACCUAAGGUAAAUUCUCAACAAGAUCCAGUUAAAUAUAAUUUUAGAAAGAAUCAAAGCAUGGGAGUUUUUAUAGCUGAACCUAAACUUGUUUGUAGUGUUUCCUUCUGCAAUAAAUUGAAUCUUCCUGGUAUGCAAAAUAAAGUUAUUCACAAUUUCGUUUCUAAUAAAAAAGGUAACAUAUGGCUUUCUUGGAAUAAAACAUUGCCAGAACCAUCUGUGAUUUCAAUGUCUAGUCAGAUGAUUACUGUUAGCAUUGGAGGUGUUCUUGUAUCUGGAAUUCAUGCUCAUAUGGGUGUAGUACAAAGAAGAUUUUUAUGGAGUGAGAUGGAUCAAAUUAGUGAGUUAAAGCAACCUUGGCUUGCUAUAGGGGAUUUCAACUCUAUUGUUUCUUCUGAAGAAAAGGUUGGUGGCAGAGCUGCUAAUAGAAGAGUUAUGCAAGAAUUUAACACUUGUCUUGAUAAUUGUGAAUUAAUACAUGCUCCAAAAUCUGGUCUUCAAUUUUCCUGGUCUAAUUGUCAACAUGGAAAUAAGAGAAUUUUGAGUAAUUUAGACAGAGCAGUUUAUAAUCAUUUGUGGUUUCAAAAACAUUCAGAUUGGGGUUAUAAAGUUGGGUUGAGAAUUGCCUCUGAUCAUGCACCUCUUUUAGGUGGAAGUGAAAGCAUUCCCAAGCCUUCAAAUAUUCCUUUUAAAUUUCAGAAAAUGUGGUUAACUCAUCCUGGAUUCAUGGAGUUGGUUUCUAAAUGUUGGAAUGAACAUGUUGCAGGUGAUCCUUCUUUUGUUUUACUACAAAAUUGA
Papaver somniferum (opium poppy) is the source of this 1302-nucleotide messenger RNA. RefSeq lists its product as uncharacterized. NCBI's taxonomy places the organism in Eukaryota, Viridiplantae, Streptophyta, Magnoliopsida, Ranunculales, Papaveraceae. The record is from RefSeq and is a predicted model, not a curated record. Bases 1 to 1302 code for a protein of 433 amino acids. The transcript has 4 exons.